Molecule: messenger RNA, 1002 nt
Organism: Peniophora sp. CBMAI 1063
Lineage: Eukaryota; Fungi; Basidiomycota; Agaricomycetes; Russulales; Peniophoraceae
Source: the annotation of a GenBank genome assembly
AUGCCUCUUACUUUUCGGGGCUACUCCGUGCAUGUACAGUCUGAGGGAAAGGAGCUGCCUCAAUUUCAGGUCGAAGAAGUCGAUGAGCGGACCAUAACGUGCUGGAUGCCGAGCGAGGCGGGGAAAACUUUCGCGGUUCGCUGUUCUACCGUUCAUCCACAUGACCACGUAUACAAGUGUGUGUACCUGGACGCCGACGGGCGCGAACUCUCCUCAGUGGCCGAUGAAGACAACAAUGCGCGUACCAUUUCCCAUAGAAGGAUAUCCAAUAGUAGCAAGCAGGAAUUCUUUUUUUCCGAAGUAACGCUCAAUCCAGAUGAUGGUGACCAUGACACAGUCACCCGUUCAUUGAAGGAUCUGGCGGUUAUAGAGGCUGAAAUAUGGCCUGCCGAGAGAAUAAAGCGCGAUGUCCCCUUGGUUGUCGUAGGUGCAGGCAGGGUCCCGGAUGGUGAUGUGAGCUUGUCUGAGAGAUCUAAGCUCAUUGGUGCGAACCAUGUCAAGUAUGGUCCUGAACUAUAUUGCGCGCCGCAGUUAUCUCAUCAUGUCUACAAGAUCCAAGGGCACGAGCCAUAUGCUAUCUUCCGUUUCAAACAUCGACCACCUGCUGUUCUACAGGCAAUGGGUAUUAUGCCAAGGGAUCAGGAGUCGAUUGCGCCAGUUGUUGCCUCAUCGUCCGAACUCAUCGCUCGCGAACAGUCUGGUAGUCCCAGUGAUACAGUAGGGAGAGCACGGAAGCGGAAGCGCGUGAAAGAGGAGGUACUGGACGUUCAGCAUACUGCCAACAAUGGCUUGGAAGCAAAGCGUCGCAGAAUCAAGGCCAAGAUAGCUGCCGAAAGGGCGGAAGCUGCUACCCAUGAAGCGAAGGCAUUAGCUUUAGAAGCUGAUCUGGAGGAGCUUGAGGCUACUGCACCGGCGGGAAGGGUGCGAGUAAAGUCGGAACAUGCGCCUUCGCCCAUCCGCUCCCUUCAGUCGGGCGAGGUAGUCGAUCUCACAGACGACUGA